Brettanomyces bruxellensis is the source of this 2103-nucleotide messenger RNA. RefSeq lists its product as uncharacterized. Gene Ontology annotation, molecular function: kinase activity; phosphotransferase activity, alcohol group as acceptor. NCBI's taxonomy places the organism in Eukaryota, Fungi, Ascomycota, Pichiomycetes, Pichiales, Pichiaceae. The coding region runs from base 1 to 2103 and encodes 700 amino acids. The record is from RefSeq and is a predicted model, not a curated record. Gene Ontology annotation, biological process: carbohydrate metabolic process. The transcript has a single exon.
AUGACCAGGAGCAACAAGAUCUACUUUGUGGGAGUGGACGUGGGAACAGGAUCAGCAAGAGCAGUGGUGGUGGACGAGCGGGGUUCGAUCCUGGGACUCUCGGAAAAGCCAAUCUCAAGAGAAGAGUUGAAAGAAAACUACAUCACGCAGUCUUCAACAGAGAUUUGGGAUGCAAUCUGCUACACAGUGAAGACGGCAGUGAGCGAGUCGCACGUGGACCCGGGAUUGGUGCUGGGAAUCGGAUUCGACGCAACGUGCUCGCUCGUGGCGAUCCGGGAGUCGGACGACGCGCCGAUCGGCGUGGGCCCGGACUUCUCGAACGACUCGGCAAACAUCAUGUUGUGGAUGGACCACCGGGCGGUGCAGGAGGUCGAGGACAUCAACAAGUCCGGAGACGUGUCGCUCAAGUACGUCGGGGGAGGAUUCUCGAUCGAGAUGGAGCUCGUCAAGAUGGUGUGGUUGAAGAGGCACAUGCCACACGACGGCAGCGGUCGAUCGGCGUUCGGGCAGUGCAAGUUUUACGACUUGGCCGACUUCUUGACGCACCGGGCGACGGGCAAGGAGACGAGGUCGUUCUGCUCGGUCGUGUGCAAGCAGGGAAUGGUUCCCGAGGGCAUUUCCGCGGACAGAAACGGCUGGUCGGAGGCGUUUCUCACGAAAGUGGGCGUUCCGGAGUUGGCCGAGGACAAUUUCCGGCGUCUAGGUGGGCUCCCCGGCGUGACAGGCCGGUAUACGACCACCGGGGAGACCGUGGGACCAUUGACGGACGAGGCAGCACGGCAGUUGGGGCUCACCACACGGUGUUACGUGGGUUCUGGCGUUAUUGAUGCAUAUGCAGGCUGGAUUGGCACCGUGGCAGCCACCACGGAGUCCCCGAUACCGGGUCUCCAGGAGCAGGAUGCAUGCAAGACGGGCAUUGCCAAGGCCUCGGGCCGGUUGGCCGCCAUUGCCGGCACUUCCACUUGUCACAUUUGCCUCGAUGAAAAGGCAAUAUUCGUGCCUGGUGUCUGGGGUCCGUACCGAGACGUGAUUGGCACAAAGUUGUGGUGUGCGGAGGGCGGCCAGUCGUGCACGGGUGCGUUGCUUGCACACGUGUUGUCGUCUCACCCUGCGUACGCUGAGUUGGGCACGGCUGCCGACGCGUCGAACGUCUCGAAGUUCGACUUGUUGAACACACGCUUGGAGUCGUUGCGGAAAUCGUCCGGGGAGCGUUCCGUGGUCGCAUUGGCAAAGAACAUGUUCUUCUACGGCGACUUCCACGGCAACAGGUCCCCAAUUGCCGACCCUAACAUGCGUGCUGCCAUCAUUGGGCAAUCCAUGGACGUUUCUCUCGACUCUCUGGCCGUCGAAUACCUCGCAGCCUGCGAGUUUAUUGGCCAGCAGACCCGGCAGAUUGUCGAACGCAUGCAGGAGUCCGGAUACACGAUCCAGGCCAUCUUCAUGAGCGGUGGCCAGUGCCGAAACGGCCUCCUAAUGCGUCUUUUGGCCGACUGCACCGGCUUGCCGAUCGUCAUUCCUCGCUACAUCGACGCAUCCGUGGUCUUUGGUGCCGCCAUGCUCGGUGCAGUUGCUGCUGAGGAUGCAUUAUCGCACGAAGGUGUUCCUGAGCCAACUUCUGUGGCUGCCAGGCGGGCUCUCGAGGCUGAUGAUGCUGCAUUGCCUCCUUCGCCAUACACUGCACCUUCUGCAACUGCCUCUUCGACCUCCAUCAGUGCUUUAAACGCCGGGGCUAAGGCCUACCCAUUCCCGGAGAUGACCGCACUCCACGACAAGAAGAAGGAAAAGGAUGAAGAUGCAGACGGUGCACUCUCUUUCACUGCCAAGUCCAGCAGUGCAUCCUCCAACUCCACCAGUCAUGCUUCUCCUGCCUCUCCUGCCUCUCCUGCUUCACCAAACGAGUCCACAUCUGACAAGUUGUGGCGUGUCAUGAGACAGAUGUCCGGAGCAGGCAAGGUCAUCUUCCCUCAGAGCGAGAACGACCCUGACCGCAAGUUGUUGAACACCAAGUACAAGAUCUUCCUUGACCAGAUCCGCACCCAGCAGGAGUACCGCAAGAUGGUCCAGCGGACUGAGGAUGCCAUUGCCCAGUACUUGAAGAUUUGA